GGCUUGUCUUGGGUCCUGUUGAUCAGCCAGGGGUUCGUGCUGGCCGCCCGGGCUCCUCCUCCACUUCCUCUCUGCUCUCCCGCAUUCCUCGCAGCUGAGCGUGCGGGAGCGCGGGGCCACUUCUCCUCUUCAUCCUCCUCAUCCUCCCCCAAGGGACGUGUUUUUCGGUAACAUGGCGUCUGAGGAAGCAGCACCCGAACCCCGGUUCCACCGCCUCUUCUCCUGGUUUGACCCUGAAAGUGCUGCGGUGGUGACCAUCCUGUUGGGGCUGUUCCAGGUGCUGCUGUCGGCUCCGCUUGCUCACAUCGACCAAAGUCUGCCAAAACUCUUCAUCUUGUCUCUGUUCCUGGGAAUUCUGAUCAUGGCAGGAGGAUCCCUCACCAUGGCCAACUUGAGGAACCCCCCCAACAAACUGCUGCUGCAAGGCUGCGUCUGCAGUAACCUGGCCGGCCUGCUGGGGGCGCUGUUGGCCUUCUGCCUGUACUUCUACAUCCUCAUCACCCACCAGCAGGGGCCGCCGUGCAAGGCCCUUCCUGAGCCCAACUACUACUACUACCACCACCUGCAGGACCAGUGUCCGUCGGAGAAGCUGGCGGACUACUCGUGGGUGGUGAAGCUGCUGCUGGUGCUGUACGACAGCGGCGCCGUGGUCAUGCACUGCCUGCUGUCCGUGUGCGCCUUCAAAACGCUUCACACAGAGUAACGGGAGCACCGACGUCUUCACCAGGACCAAACCCCGCUGAACCCUAAGAUACUGGACUGAUACGUGGAUUUAUGAGGCCUCUGGCCCCUGAUCAAUUAUACAAUCAUAAUAAAUAAAACACAAACGAAUUUGAUUCAAAAAUAUUAGUUAGAAACUUUUAACACCAGGUAU
Cololabis saira (Pacific saury) is the source of this 874-nucleotide messenger RNA. RefSeq lists its product as uncharacterized. The coding region runs from base 173 to 703 and encodes 176 amino acids. The transcript has 6 exons. The record is from RefSeq and is a predicted model, not a curated record. Lineage: Eukaryota; Metazoa; Chordata; Actinopteri; Beloniformes; Belonidae.